CCCGCCCCAUCCAGCCUGCGACGCCGCGAUAUCCAGGCACGGCGCAAAAAAUGACAUCCCCUGGUCGCACUAUGUGGCUGUGAAGAAAAAGGAUCGUGGAUACGAGUUGCAAAGUGCCGCGAAGGCCCGACUGGCUCUGUGCAAUUGUCGCGUCUGGCCGUGCUACGCUCUUUUUGUCCUUCUGCAAGGCCAAAGGCCAUGUGCAGGCGAUCAUGGCUCUCUUUCCCAAGCCUGCGGAGACGCAGAAUAUCGGGCUCUUCCUCUUGAACAAACGCCUGAUUCGCAUCGCCUUUGGCGUGGUGGCCUUCUUCUUCGUGGUCUUUGGGCUGCUCUGGCGACACCAAUAUGAUGGCGAGGCCCUGCUGAAACUGCCUGCCGAAUCACCCGCGCCGGGCAUCGCGGAGACGUCCGGAUACUAUCCCUACGAGACUGUUAGCGACUACGACCCCGUGUCUCUCGAUCCCGCCAACAAGUCCACCGCAGACCUCUGCGCAACGUUUCCGAAGCACUUGCUCAAUCUUAUCCAGCCUGUCCUGAAGAUAGGCCAUAGCGAGGAUCGUGCAAAGCUGGACGCACAGCUCGACAGCGUCAGUGCGUGCUUCCAGCCGGGCGAGCUGCUCAUAUUCUCCGAUCUUGACGAGCCCAUCCGCAACCACACGGCAAUCGACAUUCUCGCAAACCUUCCGCCCAAGUAUUACGAUCAAGAAUAUAACCCGGAUAUCUCGAGCUACCUGCUGCAGAGAGAGCUGAAAAAGAAUGGCAAGCUAGAUCAGGACAAGGAGGCGACCAAGAAAAUCGAUGGCUGGAAGAUUGAUAAGUUCAAGUUUCUGCCACAGAUAGAGCGGGCUUGGCUGUUGAAACCCAAUCGACCCUUUUAUUUUUUCUACGAGACGGAUACAUAUGUCGUAUGGGACAAUGUAUACCGAUUUCUCUCAACUUUCGAUCCCGAUACUCCCGUGUACAUGGGUUCACCGUCCCCCGGGCGCCAUGACGACGUCCGCGAUAUCAAGACAUUCUUUGCCAAUGGCGGCCCUGGAUAUGCUCUCAGUCGAGCAGCCGUCAAAGCGCUUAUACACCGCGAUGUGGCCCCGCAUGGCCAGUAUAGCGGACCUUCCAUUACUGAGAAAUGGCUCCCUCUGCUCCAGGGCGAGUGCUGCGGUGAUAGCGUCGUCGGCUGGACCUUGUGGAACAACGGCGUGGCUUUGCAGGGAUAUUGGCCCAUGUUUAAUCCUCAUCCGCUGCAUGGGAUUCCGUUUAGCGACCUUUACUGGUGUCAGCCUAUAAUGACCUUGCACAAAACAUCGCCCAAAGACAUGGUCGAUGUUUGGAAAUGGGAGUUUGGGGAAAGGAAGCAUAAGCGUCCAUUACUUUACUCCGAUUAUUGGCGAUUCCACCGUCCUGGUACGUCUGACACUUUGGAGAACUGGGAUAACGGCGACUGGGGCACAUGGAAACCCGGUCCAGAAGAAGGAAUAGACUCCUUUGAAAAGUGCGAAGAGGCAUGUAAAAAAGACAACAACUGUGUUCAGUGGAACUGGCGAGGUAGAGACGAAAAGCAAUGUCUUCUCUCACGAGAUUUUAGACACGGGGCAGCGCGAGAGCCAGAAAAAAUUGGCGACAACAAGUGGGUGGAUUUCAAAUCUGGCUGGAUGCAAGGGAGGAUUGAAAAAUGGCGAGGAGAGAGACAGUGUGAAGUCGUUGAAUGGGUUGGACCAAGCAUUACACGGAUAUUUUGAACAUUAAUGGAUAUAACGAAAGCGAGUGAUUGACGAAAUACGAUGUACAGAUUUGGUUGGAUUUACAUUUACUGUAUUGGAGACUCAUGCUCGGACCAUGUGGAUAAAACGCGUACAUAAUUAGAUCAUAUAUCAACAACACUAGUAUUGGCAUUAUAUGAAUAUGUUGAAUAAACGCAGUGCAGCG
This is a messenger RNA of Trichoderma asperellum CBS 433.97, 1923 nucleotides long. RefSeq lists its product as uncharacterized. The record is from RefSeq and is a predicted model, not a curated record. NCBI's taxonomy places the organism in Eukaryota, Fungi, Ascomycota, Sordariomycetes, Hypocreales, Hypocreaceae. Gene Ontology annotation, molecular function: N-acetylgalactosaminide beta-1,3-galactosyltransferase activity. Gene Ontology annotation, cellular component: membrane.